AUGGAACCAAUGAAUCCAGAUCAAUUUGACUAUAUUAUUCCAUAUAAACAAUAUUGCGACUAUCUACGAUAUACCCACCCUUCCAAACGUUUUGAUGAUUCUAGCCUUCGACGAAGAUACGAUGAAUAUAAAGAAAGUUUCCAAGCAAAGCAAUUGGCCAAUUUCUUCGACACCAACAAGGAUAAACAAUGGUUUUUGGAAAAGUAUCAUCCUGUUUUAUCGAUACCUCGCAAACAAGAACUUAAACAACGCCGAUUACGAUACUUUAAUCAAUUUAUGGAUGAUUUAAAUCGUGGAUUAUUAGAUAAUGUAGAAUUGGAUGAAGGGAAAACUUAUACUAUCAAUAACAAAGCAAAAAAGCAAUCACAACAAAUGGAAGGUGAUGAUGAUCAAAAUACCAAUGAAGAUAACCAAGAUAUAUAUGAAAAUCGAUUAGUGAUCAAGACUGUUCUUCCUACUAUCUCUCGCGAAAACAUCUUAAAGUUGUGUGAAACAGUGGAUGGAUUUGAUUAUUUAGCAUUAUCGGAGCCUGGACCCAAUCGACGAUUUCAUCGUAUUGGAUGGAUUAAUUUUAAGGAAGGAACAGAUAUGCAACAAGCAUUUGAUCAAUUAGAUAACAAAACGGUGGAUGAUUUUGUAUUCCAUUUGGCAAUGAAUCGAAAAAAUCAGGAACCUCUACCUCGAACACCCAGAUUGGCAUUGGAAAUUAGCAAUACAGAAGAACGAUUGAAGCAUGAUAUGGAACAGUCUUAUACUCUGGCAAAAGCAAUGGAUACAUUUUUGGAUGUCAAAGGAGCAAAACAGGUGGUGGAACGUGCCAACGAAAUUGGUGACAUUACAGAUCUAGAAUCAGAAAUGAUCAGCAAACAAGAUGACAAUGAUAAUGAUGAUGAUAUUGACCAUAAAUCAUCAUCCAUGAUAUAUAUCAAAAAGAAAUUGGAUCUUAUGAUUACGUAUCUUCGUCGUGUACACAUGAUGUGUUACUACUGUGGAUUGGAAUGUGACUCUAUAGAAGAUCUGGACCGAAAAUGUAUGGAACCUCACUGCCGGAAAAUAAUUGACAAGUCUACUCAAGGUGUAUCUUCAAGUGGUAGUGAAAAAGGAGGUAUUGCUUGGGCUAAAAACCUGGAUUCAAAACUCGCUUUGAAGUUUGAAAAACCUCGACAGCGAACAUUAGAGAGGAUGGGUGGCAAACUUUUAGAUGAUGAGCUUGAUAAGUUUUAUGAUGAUCAUAUCCAGAGGGAACAUUCUUCAAAAUAUCGGUGCAAGGUGGAUGAUUGCAACAAGGCUUUUAGAGGAAUUGAGUUUGCGGAAAAACAUAUCACGUCCAAGCAUCCAGAACAUAUCAAUCGCAUUAAAGAACAAACGACUUUUUACAACAACUAUAUCUGCGAUCCCAAUCAUUUGACACCGCAAACGAAUCAUGUUAGGAACAAUACAAACCUUAUGAACAACGUGAUCGGAACAAUGACAAUGACAUCAACCAAUUUGGGUGGAUCUCCUGUACCAAUGGUGCGAUCAGCAACCUCCUUAUUGGAUAGUAUGAUGCCAAGAGAUCCACGACAAGUGACUUCCUAUGUAGAUUUGGAUGCUCCUGCUCAAGGUGACAAUAAUGGGCCUGUGUUUUAUUGA
Halteromyces radiatus is the source of this 1632-nucleotide messenger RNA. RefSeq lists its product as uncharacterized. Gene Ontology annotation, cellular component: nuclear body. The record is from RefSeq and is a predicted model, not a curated record. NCBI's taxonomy places the organism in Eukaryota, Fungi, Mucoromycota, Mucoromycetes, Mucorales, Cunninghamellaceae. The transcript is spliced from 6 exons. Gene Ontology annotation, biological process: primary miRNA processing; mRNA processing. The coding region runs from base 1 to 1632 and encodes 543 amino acids.